Pelagomonas calceolata is the source of this 1343-nucleotide messenger RNA. The record is from the annotation of a GenBank genome assembly. NCBI's taxonomy places the organism in Eukaryota, Pelagophyceae, Pelagomonadales, Pelagomonadaceae.
CCCCUGUCCUACUAGCCCGGGCGACGAGCAUGACGGGGGGGGAGCGACAGGAUAGGGGGCCCGUCGCGCUCGACUCCGACUAGUAGAGGGCCAACCCGCUGCCCAUCGCUUGGACCCCCGCCGUCGGAGAUUGAUUUUGGCACCCUGGUACUGUAGGCCUCCUCGGAUCCCCCGGCGAGUUGUGACCGAUCACUUGCUUGUUCAUUUUAAACCCUUACUUGUUCAUUUAAAAUAUCUCGCGCGCUCCUGAGAGCUUUUAGAGGCCUGCAGCUUGAUCUGCACAUGCCGCGACAUCUAAAGGUGAACGCGGCAUGAACCUUAACGGGGAGCCCGCGACGACAAGAUUGUCUGGGUUGAUGAAGUCUGUCGUACUUUGCACGACGGGACUACCGCCCGGAGAGCGAGAGGAGAUAUGCGAAAUGGCUCGCGCAAUGGGAGCGGCCGUGAACGAUAACCUGAGCCGUAUGACGACUCACCUAGUUUGCGCCACUGUCAAAGGAGCCAAGUACGAUGCUACCAUGCACUCUCCUUUGAGGGGCCAGAUCUAUCUGGUGACUCCCGAGUAUGUCCGAUGCUGUCACACCACUAUUGCCCGCCUUGACGAGAGAAAGUAUCCAACUCUUGCUUUAUCAGGCCUAAGAAUUUCCAUCUCUGGCUUUGAGAGCGCCUCACGCGAGGUGCUCCGUGAAGCAAUUGUCGCUACAGGCGGCGCGUACAUACCAACACUAAACGCGGGUACAACCGAUGUGCUUGUUGCACGUCGAGCAACAGGUGCCAAGUAUCACGCUGCUGCUGCCUGGAACAUUCCAUGCGUCUCCCGGGGAUGGCUCGAUGACAGUCUUAUAUAUGGCCAUCGACGUGAUAUGCGUAAAUACACACUUAGUGACGUGAAAUUGAUGGGAAAGCGCAAGCGAGACCUCGGGCUUGAAAUAGAAAACAACAUCGCCGAGCUGGUUCGUGCCACCCACGACACAUGCGUUAGCAGGGCUUUUGACAGCGUUAUUGCUUUUGUCGCCGAAUGUAGCAUCCCUGACACAGUGAGAUCUGACAUCGACGUACUUCUGAGCUAUGGACAGGGUACGAGGCUUCCGGUUCUUGCAGCUGCAGUUACACAUGUCAUUGUCCCCCCAAACCUAAGCCCAACGAGCUACCAAAUAACACACUGGUCUCAGCAUACAAAUAGCGCCCACGUUGUCAAGGCUUCCUGGAUCGCAGCAUCUGCAACAUCAGGAAGUCGACAGCCUGAAGUUUUCUUCGCUGUCUGUUGAGUGAUCAUUUUUAAAUUUAGUAUGCAAUUGAAACAAUUCAAAGUUAGUACUUACUGCCUCUAGCUCGCCAGCGGU